Messenger RNA from Eimeria tenella, 4716 nucleotides. Its product is annotated as regulator of chromosome condensation domain-containing protein, putative. The coding region runs from base 1 to 4716 and encodes 1571 amino acids. The record is from RefSeq and is a predicted model, not a curated record. NCBI's taxonomy places the organism in Eukaryota, Apicomplexa, Conoidasida, Eucoccidiorida, Eimeriidae. The transcript is spliced from 29 exons.
AUGGCCGGCACCGAAAUGGGCCUCAGGGGGCCCCUGGUACCGGCUUCUUGGCACUGGGGCGGCAGUCCUUAUCAACACAGCUUUCAACAAACCGCUGGCGGAGCAGCCGGCACAGCUGUUGCAGUAUCACAACCCACAGAGCAGCAUGGCCCUAAGGAAGAAGAAGUGCGCAACUGCGAUGAAGCUGCUGUUGAAGAUGGGAGUUGGGUAUGUUUCUGGUCCAUUCAACAGUUCCGAGAAAAGCGCUGUGCGCUGAUGGGUCCCCAGCGAUUUCGCUCGUACUUGGGAAUUGCGAAACUUGCAUGUGGCACGAGUCUAGCUGCAUUCAUCGCAGAUGACGGCCGCCUGUACUGCUGGAACUGGGGUCAAUGCGGCAGUAUGCAUGCAUGCAGCCCUCAGCUGUUGGAGGGCCGCAACUUAGACAAAAUGACUGUCGUUGAUGUGGCUUGUGGGGAGAGUCACCUCGCAUGCAUUACAGCUGAAGGUCGUGUCUUCACGUACGGCAGAGGGGACCGAGGCCAAAGAGGAAGCGGCAAGGUCACAGACGGGCAGCAACACGGGGGACCUGAUGAGGUGCUGUUCCCGAGGCAGGCGAGACAAGCAGCAUGCGGCGCCAACUUCACUCUCAUACUCACAGAUGAUGGGCAGCUUUACUCAUUCGGUGAUGGGAGCUACGGAGUCUUAGGAACAGAUGCUGUCUCGACUCGUUGGACUCCGACGAAAGUUAAAUUUCAUGACAGAAAAAUUGGGCUCGUAGCUGCGGGAAGGCACCAUGCAAUCGCAGUCACUGAUCUAGGGUGUACGUACUCAUGGGGACGGAACAAUCUCGGACAGCUCGGGUUAGGCCACAACGAUGACCGCUGGACACCUCAAGUGGUCUCUGAGCUUGGGGGCCAGCGCACUGUGCUGGUGCUAGCGUCGGAUGCCUCAGUGGCCGCCACAGCUGGAGGCGAUUUCUUCAUAUGGGGGGGUGCUGAGGGCAACCUCCCGGUGCCACUGGAACGCAACGACUUCGUGCAGCUAGCAGUAGGCGAUGCGGUGUACGGACUGACCGCAGAAGACAGCCUUUGGAUGCGGCCCUUGGGUUCUCUGUCGCAGACACUAAGUGCAGGUGUUGUACUGCCUGCAGCAGGCGUGACACUGAUUGCUGCUGCGGGCGAGCUGCUCAUGGGAGUUGCGCCUGGGUCUUCCUACAUGGAGACAGAGCAGCAGGAGCAACAGGUACAGGAGCAGCAGCAAGAGGAGGAACAAGGGGACAAGAAUCGGGGUGAAUGCGUGCAAGCUAUUGACCAAGACGCAUAUGCGGAGACAACUGCAACUGAUGACGCACUGCAACGAGACAUUGUAGACAGAAGGAAGAGAGUGUCCUUCUCGGAAGUAGUUGAAAGCUUUUCAGUACAAGCAGAAUCCACCAAGAGCCCCCGACGCAGCGAGUCAGGGGCCUCUCCCCAGCUAAAGAACAGGACUCGUUCCCUACCACCUUCUCGCCAGGCCAAAGGAGCACAAAAUGCUAUUAGCAGCAGAACCCGUUCCCUGAGCCCCGUAGAGUCUAAGGCUCGCGUCGCUGCUGCAGUGCAACAGCAGCCGUGUCUGAGGAAGGCAGGAGGAACAGCCGCUGCAGCAGCAGCCACGGUGAAGACCAAAGUUCGACAAAACCCCCUGACUCUUUCCGCUGCAGCAGCAGCCCCAGCAGGAAGACACUCGCCAACAAACGUGGCUGCUGCAGAGCAAGCAGCAGAGAGAGAAGGGAAAACCGCAGAUGUGGGCGUUUGCUGCAACAGCAGCGGGAGUAUCGGGAGCCUCUUGUGUUCACGCACUUGUCGAGCAGGUACAGCUGUUACGGAUGACGAGAUCUUCUCUGCGAGCACAACAACAAAUGCAGCAGCAGACACAGACACCUUGAGCCCUCUUCACAAUGCUUCGAGCCAUCAGUCCACACCUGAGUUUGGCUUUUCAGCCACAGGGAUGCCCUUGGGGGGCAGUCCAUCGAACGCCGAGCGCUUGGAGAAUGUAGGAAGCCCGCAUACACCUUGGAGCCCCGCGUGCGAAGCAAAAUCACCUAGUUUGCUCACUCCACUCAGAGACGGAGACCAACAAAUCAAGCACAAUGAAUUGCAGCUCCAGCAACAACAGCAGAUGCAUCAUCAAGCACAUCUACAGCAGCAACAGCAACAGAUACAACUGCAGCAGCUGCAACUACAGCAGCACCAGCCUCAGCAGCAGCACAUGCUUUCUCCGAUCCAACAGCAACUUCACAUGACUCCCAUGCAUGACCACCCACAGCAGCUGCAGCAACACCACCAACUGCAGCAACAAAGCCAACUGCAGCAACAGCACCACUUGCAGCAUCAACGCCAUCAAGAACCGCCGCUUCACCAGCCGCAUCUCUUGCCUGCUGCUGCAGAAACGCUAUCUAUUCCCUCCACAUUCCCCGAUUUGCGCCCGGCUGCCCCAUCAUCUCAACAGCCACUCCAGCCGGUGUCCCCUCUCUACCCCCACAGCGGCUACCCCAGCCAUGGUGUUUUACCUUGGGCAGCAGAGCACGAGCUUCAACAACAAUUUGGGAGCGAACGGAGGCUCGUGGGUCGUAGUGCGGGUCCUGGAGAAGCAGAUGGCUCACGAGGUCCCCUGCCUUCAGGCAGCGAAGUGGCAGCGCUGGCGCUGGGCCUAGAGCUACAGCGGCAGGCGUCGCGCCUGCGUCUGGAAAGCACAGCACCAACUAGUAACAGAAGCAGCAGCUGCAGCAGCAGCGCGCUGGAGUCGCAGCUGCAAUCGUUCAGACUAAAUGAACUGCCCAUGCUUUUGGCCGGGAGAGAGACGGCAAUUGCAGGAGAGUUAGCAGCACAGAAGGAAGCAGCAGAGCUGAGAAGGGCUCUAAGCUUGGCCAGAAAGGACAGCGCUGACACGGAGCAGGAGAAGCUCCAACUCAUGAAAGAAAUCAGAAGCCUGAAGUCGAACUUGGAAGACGCAAAAGCUGAAGCCCUAAAGAGAAACCAAACUGUGGAGGGACUGGAGGACCAGGUUUCUCGACAGAAGAAGCAAAUUGACCGACUGAAGACAGAGCUGGAGGAGGAGGCGUCACAAAAUCACAGAGACCUUAAACAGAUGCUAGAGAAAUUGCAUCUAACUGAAACGCGCAGGCAGCAAAUGCAUCAGCAGCUGCAGGAAGCACACGCGUACAUUCAUCAGUUGGAGGCUGAAAGGAAAGACGCCGGUCUGCUGCGUUCUGAGCUGGACAAGCUGAGAAAAGCACUGACGAAGGAAUCUACUGAAAAGGAGGAUCUUUGCAAACAAGCGGAUGCAGCAAUUAGUGAAUGGCAGAAUUCAUAUGCCAAACUGCAAACAGAAGCAGAGGAGGCGGCGGCGCUUGCGAAGAAAAACGAAGAAGUAGCAGCAGCUGCACAAGCAGAGUUGCAGCAAGCUAGGCUGACACAUGAAGAGGAGCGUAAAGCUCUGGUCAAAAAGAUAGACGACUCAGAGGAGGAGCGGCUAGCUGUCCAAGCCGAGAAAGCAUCUAUACACUCGAUAAAGCAGCAGCUUCAGCAGUAUGAAAAAGCAUGUGGCGAACAUACAGCAGAGCUAUCUGCUUUGAAGCGCACCGAGCAAAGAUUGAGGCGCGAAUUAGACGAAGCAAAGGACGAUCAAACCAAUGCGCAACUGUACAUUACAACUCUUCAGGCUGAGCUUGACAAGGCUUCGAAGGAAAUAUCGCAGCGCCAGGAUAAGCUGGAAGACUUGCAGCAGAAGCUGUUGGACCGAGAGAACGAAAGCCUUCGUCUAUUUGCUGCACAGCAGCAGGCGGAAAUUGAACUGCAGAAACUACGAGAAGGCCAAAGCGAUUUCGAGCUCGAGAUCCGCAGCCUCAAACAGACGCUGAAAUUGAAGGAAGAGACCAUCAAGAUGCGAGAGGAACAGGUGGCAGAAGAAAAGUCAAAGGCGAGCAGCUCCGUCCUUCUACAAGGCGAAUUGGAAGACUUGCGACAAGAUCUUCUCUUGUCCCGCGAGAAUGAGAAAAGUGUAUCUGCACAGCUGCGAGAGCUUCAGCAAUCCAUGGCCGCCCACCAGCGCAUGGCUGAAGAAGCGACUGAGACGCUGCAACACAAGGAACAAGAAAUCUGCGAUCUUCAGGCCCACUUCGAGACAGAAAUACAGACACUGAGACAAAACAAUGACCUACUUAAUGCAGACGUCAAUUCGAUGAGGGCUGCGAAUGAAAGGCUCCAAGAGAAGCUGCGAGGCGUUCAGGAAAUGGCAGAACACGCGCAGCAGCGCGACUCUCAGCUUCGCUCUUUUGUCUCCGUGAUGGCAUCCCACUUAGUCGCUUGCGCCGAGAUAUUCUCACACAAAGGCCUCUUGGAAGUGGACCGUUCUCGUUGUAUAGAUUUCAGCUUCAUUGAAUUUGAGGCCGAAAAGAAAAGCGAAAAUGAAUCGGAGGAAACAUGGGCCAGGGUGUGCAGCGCCGUGACCUACGUCUGCAGCUUGAAGCUCGGCAAAGUGUGCGAAAAGGUGAUUCAGAAGCUACAAGAUGAAGCCGACAGAGUGAACGCCAAAUUAGAAGAAACACAAGAGCAACUGAAAGAAAAAAUCAAUGAACUCUGCGGCAAGAACGCGUCUCUAGCUAAAGCACAAGAACUGCAGCUGCAAAUUGGAGCUCUUGAGGAGGAGUUUGCGCGCAAGCUUGAGCAGAUGAGCGAAAUAGAGAGGGCAAGUUGCUAA